Molecule: messenger RNA, 1845 nt
Organism: Thecamonas trahens ATCC 50062
Lineage: Eukaryota; Apusomonadida; Apusomonadidae
Exons: 1
Coding region: 1-1845 (614 amino acids)
Source: RefSeq, a predicted model, not a curated record
AUGGCGAUGCUGCUGUGGUCGCAGAUGCGCUCAAUUGUCCUCCGCAGGACGCUGGCACUGCCGCACGGGCUGGCACUGCACGCGGUGUCGCCGGCGCGGGCGCGGGCCCAGCUCCGGUCGGCGCUCUCUUCGUAUCACGUCGAUCUCACCCGCACCCUUGCCGGCUCGCGCUCGCCUUAUGCGGCUGACGGCAUAGACACGCCACCUGACAGCGUGGCUAUAACGUACGCGCAGCCGACGUACCGGGUCUGCACUGCCAGCGACGCGCUCUCUGGCGACGCACUGGUUGUGGGCGCUGCGGUGUGGAUCGAGGAGCGCGGAGGAGAUGACGAUGGUUGGCGGGCAGCGCAUGCUGUUGACGGCGUCCUGUACCUGCGCCGGCGGGUGGACAAGCGAGUGCGUCUGGCGCUCAAGCUCGAGGCCGGCGUGCCCGACCCGCUGGGAGAGGCCCAGGUUGUUGGGCUCUUUGCCGGCAAGGGCCACGAGCUUGAUCCGCGCCGAAUGAUGCCGCUCGAGUACAAGGCGAGCACCAAAGGUCGGCGCCUGCUUGUCACCGGUGCAUGGGAUGCCCAUGGCCUGUUUGAGCGCAAGCUCAUUGGGCUCACCCGCAGCCAGCGCCAGGCUGUCGACGCCGGCGUUGCCGAGUCGUCGACGUUUCCAGCGCACGUUAUGGUUGUGGCAGAUCUAUUCUUUGCCGCGCUCGGGCCAAAGCUCCGCAUCACGCUCCCGCUUACGGUGGUCGCGCGCUCGCGCUCCGCCGAGCUCCCACCGCCUCCCUCGGCUACAGUUCGCCACGCACGCGUCCGCCACGCACUGGCCCUCGCCGACUGUGGUGACCAUUACGCGCUGUAUCGCGGUGUGCCAGUGGCGAGAUCCAAGGCAGAACCGGCGGAGCGCCCGGCUUUGACUCGUAAGAGCAAACACAGGCGGAGGCACCAGGACGCUCCUGCUGCCCAGGUUGAGGCUUCGGGGGGCGUGUCGAGGGAGACGUACCAGCACAAGCGGAGGCGGAAGCGGAAGCGAAAGGGGCGCACGACCGAAGCCAAGCCCCAGGCCGAGACUGAGCCUUUGGCUACAGCCGAUUCCGGGCCCAAGGCAGAUGCUGGGGCCGAGGCUGAGUCUUUGGCUACAGCCGAUUCCGGGCCCAAGGCAGAUGCUGGGGUCGAGGCUGAGUCUUUGGCUACAGCCGAUUCCGGGCCCAAGGCAGAUGCUGGGGUCGAGGCCGAGUCUUUGGCUACAGCCGAUUCCGGGCCCAAGGCAGAUGCUGGGGCCGAGGCCGAGUCUUUGGCUACAGCCGAUUCCGGGCCCAAGGCAGAUGCUGGGGCCGAAGCUGAGCCCGUGACUGCAGCCGAUCUCGAUCCUUCCGCCGUACCAACACCCACGCUAUCGAAGAAGAAGGUUCGCAAGCACAAGCGCAAACGCAAGGAGCGCAACGGCGGCACCGAUGCAGCCCCCUCGCCGACGGCCGAUCCCACCGCCGCCACCGAUGCCGAGGCACUUGCGCCAGAAAAGAAGCACAGACGCCGACACAAGGACAAGGAUACCACUGCAGCUGCCGCCACAGCCGACGCCAACGCCGGCACCCAUGCCACCACGGCCACAAAGGACCAUAAGUCAAGCCGCCGUCGGCGCUCAAGAACCGAUGCCGGCAAAGCCAAGGCAGUCCUUCCAGAUCGCCCCCAGUCCAAGUCCAGGCCCCAAGCCAAGGGUAAGGGCAAGUCCAAGGGUCGGGCCAAGUCCAAGGGCAAGGACAAGGGCAAGAGCAAGGGCAAGUCCAAGGCCAAGUCCAAGGGCAAGUCAAAGUCCAUGGGUAAGGGCAAGUCCAAGGGCAAGACCAAGUCGUAG